Messenger RNA from Stegodyphus dumicola, 1888 nucleotides. Its product is annotated as SEC14-like protein 2. Lineage: Eukaryota; Metazoa; Arthropoda; Arachnida; Araneae; Eresidae. Gene Ontology annotation, cellular component: cytoplasm. The record is from RefSeq and is a predicted model, not a curated record.
AACCGGGCAGUGCUAUUGGAUGCUAUUUCGAUGCUGUUCCGUAAAGGAUUAUUCACACGGAUGCUGGUUAAGACUUCACGGUCAGUGCUCAUGAUUGUUGUGUAAUUGUUGUCAGCUGGUUUCACCUUCUUCCUUGUAUAACGGGUCUUAAAUGGGGAGAUUUGCAGUAUCUUCCAACAUAUUUUCUGUGAGAUUUUGUGUGGUACGUUUCGACUAACAUCUCACAGGCCUUUUCCGAUUUAAGUAGAUUGAUUUUAUUUAUUCUGUUUUGAACUUUAACAAUUCUGGUAACUCGGCUGCACCACAAGGAAACAGAAAUGAAUAUGUACGAGACGAAAAAAAUGAGUCCUGAAGAGGAGGAGUGCAUACAGGAGCUGAGGAAAAGAUUUGAAAAUGAAAUGAAACCAGAAUAUUUCAAUGAUGACUCGCUUUUCCUGCGAUUUCUCAGAGCAAGAAACUGCAACCUAAAUAAAGCUGAAGACAUGUUAAGGAACCAUAUAGAAUGGCGUGAAAAAAACGAUAUUGAUGACAUUGAAAUGUACAAGCCUCCUGAGGUGGCCAAAUAUUUCCCAAUGAGUUUGAUAGGGUUCGAUAAAACAGGCUCGCCGAUUCGAUACCUUCCUUUUGGAAAUAUGGACGCUAAAGGUUUGUUAAAAUCUGCCAAGAAACAUGAUUGCGUAAAAUCUGUGGUGCAGCGUUUGGAAUCAGAUGCAGUAAGAAUGAAGGAGAAAAGCAAAAAGAUGGGGCAAAAUAUAGAUCAGUGGAUUUAUAUUUUCGAUUUCGAAAAUUAUACUUUUGCGAAAGCUACUCAUAAGCCAACUUUGCAAAUGCUAGCCUAUCUGAUGAUGACUUACGAGGCACACUACCCGGAGAGGUUAAAAUUAGCGUUUGUCGUGAAUGCUUCUGUAUACUUUACGCUAAUCUUCAGUGUUGUGAAGCCUUUAUUUACUGGAGCAACUUUGAAUAAAAUCAAAAUAUUUGGAAAAGAUGGAUGGAAGGAGGAACUUCUGAAACUUAUUGAUCCAGAAGUUCUUCCGGUGUCUCUGGGUGGCACAAGAACAGAUUCAGAUGGAGACCCAAGGUGUUCAGCAACGAUAAAUCAAGGUGGUCCAGUUCCUGCAUCAUACUAUUUCCGUAGUAAUACUCGUCGUCUGUGUUACCAGCCUGGCGUAAAGAAACUUAACGUAUCUAGAAUGUCCAAAGUGAAUGUCGUUCUGGACGUCGACGAACCAGGAUCUCUAAUUGAGUGGGAAUUCGAAACAGAGAACAAAGACAUUGGUUUUGGCCUUUAUUUCCAGUCUUUAGAUUCUCUGCAAAACAAACCAAAAGAGCUUAUUCCAAAGCAAAGGGUGGAAGCCCAUGUUGCAUGUGAAACAGGAAUGUACCAGUGUGAAGUUCCUGGAACUUACAUUCUGAUGUUCGAUAAUACAUACAGUUGGUUGCAACAGAAAGAAAUAUUCUGCCGUGCCGUUGUUGUGAGGCCUACUGGAGAAAAAAUACCAGUUCUGCAAUAGCUUGAAAAUUUGGUUUUCAUGUUUUCAUCAGAUUCUGCGAUGUUUUCAGACAAAACAAACUUUUAUUCAGUCAUUUUUCAUCAUACUUCGGAUUUGAUUUUUGUCAUUUUGUGUCAUGCAUUUUUGUUUUGAAAAUGCAUUCAUUGUUUUUUACGUAUAUAGUUCAUAGCAGGUGUUUUAUGCAUACAAAGCGAAACAUUAUUUGAAGUUCAGAAAAUGAGCCAAUUAAGAAAGGUUUUCGAUGGGUCAUUUUGAAUAAAAAAACAAGCAUUCUUUAUCUCAGGAAAAAAUUAUUUUUUAUCAAAGUAGUUGCUUAAACUGUGACACAAAAAAGUGCUGAGAGCAGUUUUUGGAGUCAAUCAAUUUAUUAUUUU